AGUCAAGUAAAUCGAAGUCCCUCGUUGCUGAUUCACCCUCCUGCCUCAGCCCAGCCCUGGAAGAUUCCCUCUGCCAGGCAAAACCUUCAUGAGAGGAGAGCAGAGAUGAAAGUCUGUGCUCCUUUCACUCUUGUCUUGGCUCUGACUCUGAGCAGUGACUGUGCAGGGAUGCACUACAAAUCUGUGGCAGGAAGAGGCUCAAAACAUGAGUUCGCUCACCCACAAGUGUUUACAGAGGAUGGAAUUUUAUGCAAAUUUCCUUUCCGGUACGGUGGAAGGUUUUAUCACUCAUGUUUAUCAAAUCUAUUUUCCAGAAAGAAAUGGUGUUCAACAACACACAACUAUGACCGGGACAGGAGAUGGGGACACUGCACUUCGUUGCCCAAAGACCACUCAGAUCACUGUGCAAACAACCCCUGCCAAAACGGAGGGACCUGCUCUCUCAGCCAUAGCCACAGGAUGUACCACUGUACCUGUCCCGAGGAAUUCACAGGCAAGGACUGUCAGAUGAAGAAAUGUUUUGACAACAGUCUCUACGAGUUCUUUGAUGUGGGUAUGAGCUGGUCAAGAGUCCAACAAGGAGCUGUGGAGCAGUGCAUGUGUGUGGAUGGCCAGAUCGAGUGCCGGAGUGUUGAACACAAAGGUUGUGUUUAUGACCCUUGCAUGAAUGGUGGAGAAUGUAAAAUGGUUACCUUCAGUGGGAAAACAGUCUGUGAUUGCAAAGGAAAUUAUGCAGGAAAGUACUGCAAUAUUGUUCCUAGCCAUCGGUGCUAUGUUGGCAAUGGCACGGAGUACAGAGGUACAGCAAAGACGACCAUUUCUGGACACAGCUGCUUGCCUUGGGAUUCAGACUUGCUUUACGAAGAGCUUCAUGUCAACAGCACCGAGAAAGCAGUACAGCUUGGCUUGGGGCCCUUCUCUUACUGCAGAAAUCCAGAUGAUGAUGAGAAACCAUGGUGUUACAUCAUGAAGGACAACAGUUUGUCUUGGGAGUAUUGUGACAUUCCAUCUUGUGCAAGCAGGGAAAGGAGGCCACCAGUUCCAGACAACGUAGAUAGCUAUGCCGUUACCAGAAGACCGUGUGGGAGAAGACACAAAAAAAGAAGUUUUGUGAGACCUAGGAUUAUUGGGGGAUCUUCAUCUCUGCCUGGAUCUCAUCCCUGGACAGCAGCUAUAUAUAUUGGAGAGAGUUUCUGUGGUGGAAGCCUUAUUCAGACUUGCUGGGUUGUGUCAGCAGCACACUGCUUUGCUAACAGUCCACUAAAAUCUACUAUUACAGUAGUUUUGGGUCAGCAUAUAUUUAAUAAAACAACUGAUGUAACACAAACAUUUGAAAUAGAGAAAUACAUCUUGCAUCCUCAAUAUUCUGUGUUCAACCCUACCGAACAUGAUAUUGCUUUGAUUAAGCUGAAGAAGAAUGGCCAACGUUGUGCAGUCAAGUCCCAGUUUGUUCAGCCCAUCUGCUUGCCAGAAAGUGACACUGUUUUCCCUGAUCAGUUCAAAUGUCAGAUUUCUGGAUGGGGACACAAGCAUGAAAACAUAUCUGGUUAUUCAAAUGUCCUGCAAGAAGCACUGAUUCCAAUUAUUCCUGAGGAGAAGUGCAGAAGCCCUGAAAUUUAUGGAACAGAAAUCACUGAAAAUAUGUUCUGUGCUGGCUACUUCGAUAGCAAAUCUGAUGCUUGUCAGGUAAUGUUGGAGAUUCUGGUGGACCUCUGGCCUGUGAGAAAAAAGAAAUCUCUUACCUCUAUGGAGUUAUCAGCUGGGGAGAUGGCUGUGGGAGAGUCAACAAACCUGGAGUAUAUACACGAGUGACAAACUAUGUAAACUGGAUUAAUGAGAAAAUAGCACCUCGAAAAACAUUGAACAGUUAGAUACGCUACCAUUUGAAGCAGGGUUCAGGAGUCUUUUGGUUUCAUUAAAGUGGCAUAAAUAUUUUAUUAUAUGCUAGUAUGAAAACUGUCAUGGUAUUCCUUAGCAAUUCCAAACCAGACCACCAAAAGUAGGCCUACUCCAUCUGAUGUCAGCAUCCUUGACCUAGAACUUUAGGGCUGUGGACUGCUCAAUAUACAAGACUGUCUCUUUGGCUUAAUAAAAAAAAACCAUGUCCAAGAGUGCACCAAAAUCUACAACUGUUUGCCUGCUUGGUAGAUUACAUAAAAAGUGAUUUGAAUGUGUUUAUGCAGCUUCUGGUGGAGCUGUCAUCCCUCAGCCCAACCUGUAACAACAUUGUCCUUGUAUUCUCAGAUGAGAUAAAUAAACAGGAGGAGCACAAAAACUGAAAUCCCUCCCCAGCCCAGCAAGUGAUCUCUUGAAGUUGAUUGAGAGAAACCAACAGAGCAAUGAAUGCAGGUGAAGCUGCUCCUCAGCUAACUGCAACAAAUCAGUUCUGGGGAAAAAAACAGAGGGUUAGGUUUUGAUUCAGCUGAACAUGUAAGUAUAUUUUCAUGUUCCACUGACAUAAAGGCAGGAACAUGCCUCUGAGCUCUGCUGAAUCUGGUGUGCAAUUUUCCAGCAGGGUAAUGCAACACCUCCUGAGAGUACAAAGAUUCCUGCUGAAAAAUGUUGGAAGUCAGAGCACUUGAUUUCAGGCCGAUGCAGUUAGGACAUUUUGCAGACUGUGAGCUGCUCCUCACGCUGAAGACAGCAGCGGAAACACUUCACCUUGAUGAUAAGUGCCUAAGUAUUUCUUAAAUUUGACAGUGUUUUGAAGAUGUCUUAGAUUUUGUACUAACAAGUUGUUCAACUAUUUAGAUAAUUCAGAAAGGAGGUUUCUCUUAAUGGAUUUUUAAACUGGAUGGCUGGGGAAGCAGCCUGACAUUUUCCUUGGGGAUUUGGUGAUAUCAUAAACCACAGGCUUUGCUGUCAUGGUCUAUGGAAUGUGAAUAAUCAAAGAAAUUAUUACAAUAUAUAGCCAUUUAGAGGCUGUGGACUCAGCUGUGCUAGCAAAAGAGGCAGCAAAUGAUUCAAGAAAAAAAAAAUAAUCUGAUGAAGAACAGAAAAUUACUACUUUUUUUUUUUUUAAUACAGGGAACCUUUAGCCAUGUCAGAUGUACACGUUUGGAGAUGUUGAUGUGAAAUGUAUUUCUUCUCUGAUAGCAAACAUUUUUCAAUUGUUUUAAGUGUUUUCAAUUGUCUUAAGUGUUUCAAGCAAAGCUGUGCUUUAAGAUAUGAAAUUUUAAAGUGGCACCUAGAUACUCAGAUAUGUGUUUUGUUUUGUAGUACUGGCAGUGGGUUUCUUAGCUGUGGUGAAUGAUUUCUGCAGUUAAAAGAAACUUUGUAAGGAAAAAUAAUCAAAACCUGAAUUUGCAUAAGUACAAAUGUGUAACAAUGCUAAUCUAGAUAAAUGAUGUAAGCUGUUUAAUAAAAAUGUUUACGCUCUG
This is a messenger RNA of Falco peregrinus (peregrine falcon), 3380 nucleotides long. RefSeq names its product HGF activator (gene HGFAC). Gene Ontology annotation, biological process: zymogen activation; blood coagulation. NCBI's taxonomy places the organism in Eukaryota, Metazoa, Chordata, Aves, Falconiformes, Falconidae. The transcript has 14 exons. Gene Ontology annotation, cellular component: extracellular region; rough endoplasmic reticulum. Bases 106 to 1812 code for a protein of 568 amino acids. The record is from RefSeq and is a predicted model, not a curated record. Gene Ontology annotation, molecular function: serine-type endopeptidase activity.